Molecule: messenger RNA, 1243 nt
Organism: Acanthopagrus latus (yellowfin seabream)
Lineage: Eukaryota; Metazoa; Chordata; Actinopteri; Spariformes; Sparidae
Gene: lxn
Product: latexin
Exons: 7
Coding region: 144-1028 (294 amino acids)
Molecular function (GO): metalloendopeptidase inhibitor activity
Source: RefSeq, a predicted model, not a curated record
CUGGACAGUGUCUCUUCUCUGCUUCCCCUCCUUCCCUCCUCUGUUACAUAACCGCACAUUGGCUCAUUUCGCUGCCUGCGCUCUCUCACAGAGGUGCCCUUUUUCUUUUUCUCUUCAUCCGAUUUUUUUUUCGGCUCACUACGAUGAGUCUGAGGAUCAUUGUUGCUCUGGCCGUGUUAACUGGGGUAACUGGGAGCCCUGGUGUGACCAUCAGACCUGUGGCUGACUCAGCGGACUCAGCUCAUCCCAACAGCGUCCCAGAGACAGUGGAGGAAACGGAGAUCUUUGGACAGCAGAUACAAUUAUUUGAAGAAGAGGAAGCUGAAGAGGAUGUGAUGGCGACUGGAGAGCUGAACCCCAAACACUACCCCGCUCAGAGGGCAGCCAAAGUGGUCCAACACUACCUCAACACCCGCUACGGCUCCCCGUACAGGGUGUUCGGACUGCAGAGGGUCCACAGCGGGAAUGCAGAGGAUGUGGCAGACUCCAGGAGAAAGUAUCAGCUGGAGAUCUCAGUGCAGGAGAUGAUCGGCAAUACUACUGAGAACUGCUCUGCAGAGGUCUUGUUUGCGAGGGGUGAACAGCAGCGCUCGGCCCAGGUCCAGGCCUCGUGUGAGGCGCUCCUUAAGAUCGACACUAAAGCUCAAGAAGAGGCGUUUUACCAGCAGUGCAAGAUGAACCAAAGCCUGCAGUCGGCACAGUAUCUACCUGAUAGCUACGGUCACAUUGAGCCCGACAUGAAGCCUCUCUGGCACCUCGGUAUUGUGGCCUCCAGCUUCAUCAUGCUUAACGAAUCGACUGAAAACACUCUGUACAACAUGGCCCAGGUGGCCAACGUCACGCAGCUGCCGACUGAGAAUGACCAGCUGAAGUUUGACUAUCACAUACUGCUGCAUGAGAUGGUGUCCCAGGAAAUCAUUCACUGGAAACUGCUGUUCACCUGGUCUCCUGCAGAGGGAGUGAAAGUGCUGCAGAUGGAGCAGCUGCCACACUGCCAUGAUUGUGAAAAACCUCCAAACACAAACUAAACUGCUGACCGUCACCACCCUGAUGCUGCUCACAUUUUGUAUUCAGCUAUUGGAGCAUAAAUUCUGCAGGUGCUAAGCCAAGACUUGCUGCUGAUGCUUGCAGAAAGUUUAUACUAUUAAAACAUGGAUGAAUCUAUCACAUAUGAUGUUAUCUGUCAAAUCUGCUACUUUUGGUUUCUAUAGUAUGCUAGCCGAAAUAAACUGUUUAUACAGAC